Messenger RNA from Amphiprion ocellaris (clown anemonefish), 4620 nucleotides. It is a transcript of the gene ctnna1, whose product is annotated as catenin (cadherin-associated protein), alpha 1. The transcript has 18 exons. The record is from RefSeq and is a predicted model, not a curated record. Gene Ontology annotation, molecular function: cadherin binding; structural molecule activity; beta-catenin binding. Gene Ontology annotation, cellular component: actin cytoskeleton; catenin complex; adherens junction. Bases 288 to 3011 code for a protein of 907 amino acids. Gene Ontology annotation, biological process: cell migration; cell-cell adhesion. NCBI's taxonomy places the organism in Eukaryota, Metazoa, Chordata, Actinopteri, Pomacentridae.
CUCCGCCUCAUCCGUUGUUGGGCAAUAGUCUGCUCCGUCGAAACGGUCUCGACCGAAACUUUUCAGGUCACUAAGAGCUCAAGACCUCUUUUCACCGCUCUCGUAUUUACUUUUUUCGAUACACUUUUCGAGUGGAAGUAACCUCGGACGCGGACGUGAGGAGCACAGCUGAGUCUGCGAGGUGAGGAAGAGGGAGGAAAACUUUCCAGGCGAGGAAUUCCGUAAUUCUCAUUCCUCCAUUUUGAACUUUUAAACUCCCGUUUGUCUAGCGGAUUGUUGUCGACAUCAUGACAAGCAUCAACACAGCUAACAUCAACUUUAAAUGGGACCCCAAGAGUCUAGAGAUCCGUACUCUAGCAGUGGAGAGGCUACUGGAGCCCCUAGUCACCCAGGUCACUACUUUGGUAAACUCCAGCAACAAAGGUCCAUCUAACAAGAAGAAGGGACGCUCCAAGAAGGCUCAUGUUUUGGCUGCGUCAGUGGAGACCGCAACUCAAAACUUUCUUGAGAAAGGAGAAAAAAUUGCCAAGGAAAGUCAGUUCCUUAAGGAUGAGCUGACUGCUGCUGUGGAGGAUGUCCGCAAGCAAGGUGAGUCAAUGCGGCUGGCUUCUGGAGAAUUUGCAGAAGACCCCUGCUCCUCUGUGAAGAGGGGCAAUAUGGUUCGAGCUGCCAGAGCCCUCCUUUCCGCAGUCACACAUCUGUUGGUGCUGGCAGACAUGUCUGAUGUCUACAAACUGCUACUGCAGCUUAAACUGGUGGAGGACAGUCUUGUUAAAGUGCGCAAUGCAGGAACAGAGCAGGACUUGGGAAUCCAAUACAAGGCCUUGAAACCAGAGGUGGACAAGCUGAACAUCAUGGCAGCCAAGAGACAGCAGGAGCUAAAGGACGUCCAUCACAAGGACCAAAUGGCUGCUGCUCGUGGAGUGCUUCAGAGGAACAUCCCCAUGCUGUACACAGCAUCCCGUGCCUGCUUGCAGCAUCCUGACGUGGCAGCCUACAAGGCUAACCGCGACCUGAUCUAUAAGCAGCUGCAGCACGCCGUCUCUGGCAUCUCCAACGCUGCCCAGGCCACAUCCACUGAAGACUCUGCCCUCAGUCAGCCAGCAGGGGGUGGAGAACUUGCCUAUGCCCUCAACAAUUUUGAUAAACAAAUCAUUGUGGACCCCCUGGCGUUCAGCGAGGAGCGCUUCCGUCCUUCCCUGGAGGAGCGCCUUGAGAGCAUUAUCAGUGGUGCUGCCCUCAUGGCUGACUCUUCAUGCACACGUGAUGACCGCAGGGAGCGCAUCGUGGCCGAAUGCAAUUCUGUGCGCCAGGCUCUUCAGGACCUUCUGUCUGAGUAUAUGGGCAAUGCGGGAAGGAAGGACAGGAGUGAUGCUCUGAACACAGCCAUCGACAGGAUGACAAAGAAGACCAGAGACCUUCGCAGACAGCUGCGUAAAGCUGUGAUGGACCAUGUUUCUGACUCUUUCCUGGAGACCAAUGUUCCCCUUCUGGUCCUGAUUGAAGCUGCCAAGAAUGGCAAUGAAAAAGAAGUAAAGGAAUAUGCACAGGUGUUCCGUGAGCAUGCCAACAAGUUGAUCGAGGUGGCCAACCUGGCAUGCUCCAUUUCCAACAAUGAGGAGGGAGUGAAGCUGGUCCGCAUGGCAGCAUCUCAACUGGAAACUCUGUGCCCCCAGGUGAUUAAUGCAGCAUUGGCCCUUGCUGCCAAGCCCAACAGUAAGGUGGCCCAGGACAAUAUGGAUUUGUUCAAGGAGCAGUGGGAGAAGCAGGUCCGCGUCCUCACUGAUGCCGUUGAUGACAUAACGUCGAUUGAUGACUUCCUUUGUGUGUCUGAGAACCACAUCCUGGAAGAUGUGAAUAAGUGUGUCAUCGCUCUGCAAGAAAAGGAUGUCGAUGGUUUGGAUCGUACUGCUGGGGCAAUUCGAGGCCGUGCUGCCAGAGUUGUCCACGUUGUCACUUCUGAAAUGGACAAUUACGAACCUGGAGUCUACACAGAGAAGGUCUUGGAGGCUACCAAGCUUCUUACUGACACAGUCAUGCCACGGUUCACGGAACAAGUGGAGUCUGCAGUGGAGGCCCUGAGUGCAAAUCCCUCACAACCUGUGGAUGAGAAUGAGUUCAUUGAUGCAUCCCGCCUGGUAUAUGAUGGCAUUCGGGACAUUCGUAAGGCUGUCCUUAUGAUCAGAACUCCAGAGGAAUUGGAUGACUCUGACUUUGAGACUGAAGACUUUGAUGUUCGCAGCAGGACCAGCGUGCAGACAGAGGAUGACCAACUUAUUGCCGGCCAAAGUGCACGCGCUAUCAUGGCCCAGUUGCCUCAGGAGCAGAAGGCAAAGAUUGCAGAACAGGUGGCUAGCUUCCAGGAAGAGAAGAGCAAGCUGGAUGCAGAGGUAUCCAAGUGGGAUGACAGCGGCAAUGACAUCAUUGUGUUGGCUAAGCAGAUGUGCAUGAUCAUGAUGGAGAUGACAGACUUCACCAGGGGGAAAGGUCCACUGAAGAAUACGUCUGAUGUCAUCAGCGCUGCCAAGAAAAUUGCAGAGGCAGGAUCAAGAAUGGACAAGCUGGGCCGCACCAUCGCUGACAAUUGCCCAGACUCUACCUGUAAAAAUGACCUGCUCGCCUACCUGCAGCGUAUCGCCUUGUAUUGCCACCAGCUGAACAUCUGCAGCAAAGUCAAGGCUGAGGUUCAGAACCUGGGGGGAGAGCUGGUUGUGUCUGGGCUGGACAGCGCCAUGUCCCUCAUUCAAGCUGCGAAGAACCUGAUGAACACCGUGGUGUCUACGGUCAAGGCCUCCUACGUUGCAUCUACUAAAUACCAAAAGAACAAAGGCAUGGAGUCCCUGAAUAUGCCAGCGAUCUCUUGGAGGAUGAAAGCUCCUGAGAAGAAGCCUCUGGUGAAGAGAGAGAAGCAGGAUGACGGGCAGACCAACAGAGUCAAGAGAUCCUCCCACAAGAAGCACAUCAACCCUGUUCAGGCUCUGAGUGAAUUUAAAGCCAUGGAUAGUAUCUAAAGCCCAGGCCUCUCCUUAUUUGAUUCAAGAGAUCACAUAAAUAUGACCAAUGAGUUUAUAUAUAGAUGGAGCUUAUCGUUCUUUCAAAGAGAAAAUGUUUCGACAUAUUUCUUCUAUCUUUCCAUAGACAUCUUGUCUGUUUGACCCAUUAUAUUCCUACAUUGACUCAUUUUUAUUCCAUAAGUUGUAAAUUGCUCUAGUCUGUAGCAUUAACUCUAUUCUCUGGAAACUGCAGUUACGAGGGAAAUCAACUGGACAAAGGUGUUUUUUUUAAAAUGCAUUUCUCAUUUUCUUUCAUGUAAAUGGGAGAAAAUAGAGGAGGUUUGAUAGGUGUAGGAACUAAUUCCAAGAAGCUUUUUGAGUAUUUUGUAUUCUAACCAGUUUUACAGUAAAACUACGGGGUCUGGUGUUUUCCAUUCUAACAUGCAGUUAUGGCAAACAUACCUUCUGUACUGAAAAUAUCAACUAUGCAAAAUUUCAACUGCCUUAUUUUAACUUGAGGAAUAACUAGUUAAUACGGAUGCUGGGCUGAACGGUCAGAUUUAAACAUGAUGUUUCCAUGUGUGCCUGCAUUUUUGUAAUACUUUAUGCCACGAUAAACACUGCAAACAAGUUCAAACUGACUUUAAAGGGUACAUUCACUGCUCUAUGACUAAUGAUUCACACCCCUUAAAGAUCUGGACUGUUAAUUACAUUUUUUUCUGAACACUAGCCAUCUCAGUUCAUACUUCAUGUUUUUCAUGUUCACAAAACCAAAGGGGAUAAAUUAUUCUUGUCACCCCUUGUAUUUUCUUACAUAACUAGUGCUAAGACACACACAUCCACCCAGUUCAGUCAAACUUUGUAAAUUAGCGCCAACCCCUCUGUGUCUGUGGAGAACCCAGCGGACUGAAGAAUGAGUAGAACGUGUGUCGGUACAGUCCAAAGCCGACGAGCUUCAUUAACUGUCAAUGAGACCAAACACCUCCACAUUCUGAAUGUGUCCAUAUUGAGGGAUCAAUAUGUUUUCUCUUUACAGCUCAGAGUUUGGCAAGGAAGGGAGGCGAUUUCACUGCCUUUAAACUCUGUUUAUUGUUUGUAUCCUUUCUCCUGAAGCUUGAACACUAAUCAAGUGUUUUUUUUUAUGUCAUGCACAAUCUUUUUAAAAACCUAGAAACAACCUGCCAGAUGUUGGAGCUUUAAAAUGAAAAGAAAAUAUGUUGUUUUGUUAUUUUUUCACAUCAAGUAUAAAGCAUCUGGGAUGGAGUUGCUCUGUGCAGCGUGCUUUCCAGUCUUGCAUAGUGUUGUGCUGCAUUGGUCUACAACAAGGCUUUGAAAUCCCGCUGCUUUAGUCUUGGGGAUCAUACUUUUGCUUUUUUGAACUCUAGCAGGACGGGCAUGUACGGUUAUUUGACAGGUGAAUAUUUUUACGAUAGAAUCAUGUGUUUUUCAGUAGAUUUAUUUCCUCACUGUUCGUCUUUUGCCGUGUUGUUUGGAUUUGAAUCUCGAGUGAUCUCAAACUACUUUGCUGUGGAUUUUUUUUGUUAUUGAGAGCUGACCUAUUAGUGCACACAUUUCUUACAUUAAUGUGCCUGCUUUAUAUCUUAAUAAAUGAUUAAAACAAUUCCAA